UAGACUGCACAUACAUGGGUCAUAAAGGAUUCGAAGAAGUGGCUGUGCUCGGACCGGUACCAUCGGAACGAUCCUCCCGGGCCUAGAAUCAAAAGAACGAAUAAUAAAAGGGAGUUCCGAGAAUAAAAGGGUUGCGCGACACGUUUCCGUUUUUUUCGGGGUUUCAAAUCUCGCCGGAUACCAGUAGUAGUUUUUUUUGUUUAAAUUAAUUUUCGAUCGAAAGAUCUAAUUAUGACGCGGCGGUGUGCGGUGCAGUGAAAAAAGAGACCCCAAAGGGUGAGAGCAUCAAGACCGCUGGGACUAUGAGUUCCAAGUUUAUCAUCGAUAGCAUGCUCCCGAAGUACCAUCAACAGUUCCAGCACCAUAAUCAACUUUUCCACAGUCCAACAACUACAACGGUUUCGUCGUUAGAAGCCGGAUUAGCAUCCGUCGUUAAUUAUUCUUCCUCAACUUCACCGAGUGGAUCGUCACCACAACACAGCAACUCUUCGGCGUCUUCAACAUCCCCAGCCUCAAGAAUGUAUCCGUACGUUUCAGCGGCUACGGCCGCUGCCCACCAUCAUCAUCAACAACAAGCCGUUGCUGCAGCAGCUUUUGGCGCUGCAGCUACCGGAACGAUGGUUCCGGGAGCUUUUUCUUCAUCGGCAAGUACCGCAGCUUUAGCAGCCGCCGUAGAUGCUGCAACUGCGGAUAAAUCCUGCAGGUAUACAACUGGAUUAACGGGAAACGUUGGCGCAACGGAUUCUAUGGUAAAUUAUGCUCUUGGACACCAUCACCAGAAUGGUGUUUCAGUAUCCGCUGCGAGUUCAGUAUCAGCCGCUUCAGCUUCUAUGGCUGCUGCUGCACAAUUUUAUCAUCAAGCAGCUAGUGCUGUUGUUGAUCCAUUAGGAACAUCUUGUGCACAACCAUCAGCUGGUGGUCAACCAAUACCAGAUAUACCCAGAUAUCCAUGGAUGUCAAUAACUGGUUUUGCAGAUUGGAUGAGCCCUUUCGACCGUGUGGUAUGCGGUGAGUACAAUGGUCCAAAUGGUUGUCCAAGACGAAGAGGUCGACAAACGUACACGCGUUUUCAAACGUUGGAAUUGGAGAAAGAGUUUCAUUUUAAUCAUUACUUAACCAGGCGAAGACGAAUCGAAAUAGCACACGCUCUUUGUUUAACGGAAAGACAGAUAAAGAUUUGGUUUCAAAAUCGACGGAUGAAAUUAAAAAAGGAGUUGAGAGCGGUGAAAGAAAUAAACGAGCAGGCCCGUCGCGAACGCGAGGAACAAGAACGACAAAAACAACAACAACAAGAAAAACAACAAGCAAAGCUCGACCAACAGAGUCAUUCGUCGAUACACCAUCACGAUCCAAUGAAGAUGUCUUUGGAUAAAUCUGGAUCGUCGGAUCUGCUCAAACCGAAAAUAACAUAAAUUAAUCGUUGAAGAAAUCGACGAGGAAUAUUUUUUGGGUUUAAGUUUUUUUAAAGUAUGAUAAGAAUUAAUAAGAAUAAAUAGUCCUGGUGUUACAUUUAAAAAGAAAAUAAUAAAUGAGAGUGUGGUGACUCAGUUUUUGGAAAAGUGAAAAAUAAAGCAAAGUGUUGUAUCCAUUAGUUUUUAUAUGUCUCUUAAAAAAAGUGUCGUAGGACAAAAAGUUUUGAAUGAAACGAGCUUUUUUGAAUUUUUUGAACCGAGAAGAACUUAUUAGUGUUUUAGUUGUUAAAAGGACUCUUAAAAUGGUUUUUAAAAAUUAUUUUUUAUUAAUUAUUAUUAUUAUUAUUAAUUAUUUUUGUUCCGUGUAAAUAUUGUUUAUUUCUUUUUUUAUUAUUUCGAUUGUGUUCAAAUUUGUCGUCUCGUGUACUACUUAAAAAAAAAUUAAGAAGAUAAAAAUUUUAUUGACUAUUGAUAUUAUUAAUUAAUUAAUUAUAUUAAGUUUUCGGACUUGUUGUGAUCUUCCCUAUAUUUUUUUUUUUUUCUUGAAAACGUUUGAGUUUUAUUUUUGUUGUUUCGAUGAUGUGUAUUGUGCCAACCGAUUUCGUUUUUAGUUUUUUUUUUUAAUGAUCUUUAAUAAGAUAAACCGCCCCAAAUCGAUUUUUAAAAAAUCGAUGGAGACAAAAAAAUACCCAACCCAAAACAGCAAAGUAAAUUUAGUAGAUUGUAACAAAAAAGAAUACCGAUAUUCACCUUAAAUAGUUCAUAUAUACGUAAUUUUGGUGUCAGGGUAGAACAAAAUAACAAGAUUAAAAAAACGAUAAACAGCCGACGUCUUAUAAACGUUUUAAGAAAGAAAAACCAAAAAGUAUUUUAGAAACAAACAGAAAAAAAUUAAAUUAAAAAAAAUGUUCAUUUUUAAUAAUUAAAAUGAUCAAACUCUCUUAAUCUUUCUUCCGUAUUAAAGGCGAAAAUUUAAUAGAUUCGAUGUCGUACUGUCACGUAGAUUAUAUUUAAAA
Messenger RNA from Onthophagus taurus, 2428 nucleotides. The record is from RefSeq and is a predicted model, not a curated record. NCBI's taxonomy places the organism in Eukaryota, Metazoa, Arthropoda, Insecta, Coleoptera, Scarabaeidae.